CGGCCGAUAAGAGGCUGCAGCUUCCCUCCUCUGCAGCCGGUCACACCGCACACUGAUGAGGAUCCAGCACCGGGAUGGACGGGACACGACCGCGCUUCUCUAAGGAGCAAAGAGCAAGAAAUCUCAGUGGACUUUUUUUCUUUUCUAUCUCACAAAUACUUGGGCUGAUUUACCCCCAAAGGAUGUGAUGGGCAGCGACAUUAGUAAGAACAGAGAGAGAAAGGUGCCAGCUCAUGAGCAUCAGCACUGGCCUGGAUUCCUCUCCAACAUGGGGGUCUCCAUCGCCCGGAGACUCGGGCAUCUCGGGCACCCAGAUCCCGUGGCGCUGGGUGACAGACCACCCGUUCCCAAGCAGCUGCUCCCUUCAGAGGACGGUGCUGAGAAGCCAGGCGUGGACAAGACUCUCCCAGGCUUCAUCUCUGUAUUUCUGCCUGAGUUCCCACACCGUAAAUUUCCUGGAAAAGACAGUUUCCAGAUUCUAGGUUUCAUUGCCAAAGGGUCAUUUGGACCCAUCUUGAAAGUGAGGGACAAGAUGAAAGAGAAGACUUAUGCUCUUAAGGUCCUUCCAAAGUCUGAGAUCUUAAAGCAUGGAGUGCUGGAGCAGUCAAAGGAGGAGGUCAUCAUUCAGCGGCAGCUCAAACAUCCAUUUAUCCACAAUCUGCUGGACUGCUGGCAGACACAGCGCCAUCUCUUCAUUAUGUGUGACUACUGCGGCAGUGGAGACCUGUAUACUUACUGGUUACUGAAAGGCCGGUUUGGGGAAGACGAAGUUCGGGUGUUUGCUGUGGAGCUAGGCAGCGCACUGGGAUUCCUGCAUGACUUGGGGAUUAUGCACAGGGAUGUAAAGAUGGAGAACAUCCUACUAAGUGACCAAGGUCACCUUCGUUUGGCUGAUUUUGGACUGUCUCGGCGCCUGAAACGGGGAGGACGAGCCUUUACAAUCUGUGGGACUAUCCAGUACAUGGCUCCUGAGGUCCUCAGUGGGGGUCCGUACAACCACGCAGCUGAUUGGUGGUCGCUUGGCAUUAUGUUGUUCGCAUUGGUUACUGGAGAGUUUCCUGUAGCUCCAGAGCCAGAGCAUGGUGCCAUGUUGAAGAAGGUCAGAGAGUUUCCUUAUUUCAUGCCCGAGACCCUCAGCACUCCCCUCUCCUUGCUGCUCACUGAGCUUCUGUGCAAGAAUCCAGCGAACCGCCUUCGAAACCUGGAGUGUUUCAGACGGCAGACUUUCUUUCACAGCACUUCGUUUGACUCUCAGAUCCUCCAAAAGACACCUGUUGAACUCAUCCUGGAACUCAAGAGCCAUCCGGAUUGGCCAGCAAAGGCAAUGAGGGGCCUUCCGCUGGACUACUUUCAUAAUUUUGACUGUGAUAAAAUCCUCCACUCUCCCACAACACCCACCGAAUUGUCUCCCACCUUAACGAACAUUGACCUGAACGAAGCUACAGCCCAGAGUUGUAAAGCCUGAGACAGGGUUUUGCUCCAGUGCCUGAAUGCUGAAAAAAAACGACUGUAAAUGAGCAACACUCAAGAUGAAUAUUUCUGUCUUUGUUUAUUACUGUUAAUAUUUUUAUAUGAAAGGUGCUUAUUCCCCUUUAUAUUUCUGGACUGUAAUAGCUUUAUAUUGUUGCCUCCUGUGGUCUUGCUGCCAGUUAGGGGGCCAGUUCAACCUUUCAUUGUGGUCUGUAUGCAAGUAAGCAUAAUGUUGUGGGAUGGCUCUCAUUUUUUAUUUAUCAUUAUUUAUUUAAUGUAUUCAUUUUUUUUUUAAAUAACCCUAAUUUUGUAGAUAAAAAAAAAACAUUUAAAAGUACGUUUUCUCUUUAGUUUGUAGUUUGAGUGCACAUGCACACAGUAAUAUAGCAGUAUAACCCAGUGAAAGUCUUAUUAAUUACCCAAAGUGAGUAGGAUUUGGUGUCUAUAUGCAUCAAUAUUCUGGUUAUACAUAUGUAUCUAUAUAUCCCAGGUAGCUGAUUUAGGUCUCCUCAUAAGGUUAUUGUAAACAGUACAAGCAUCAGGAUAUCCCAAAUUAUUGCUGUGGAUAUAGAGCAUGUGCAGCCACUGAGCACUGAGCGCUGCACCACAUGAGCGUGAAUGGUGUGUUGUAUUACAUGUCAACAUUCAUCUCAUCUUACUCUUAAAUUAUUUACAGUGUUAGAAACAAAGAAAGGGGUAAAAUUGGAUGUUUUUUUUUUUUUUUUUUUUCAUUUUUCUGCUAUUAAAGUAAAAUAAAUAGGUAUUUUAUAAUUUCAUUCAAAAAUUGUUUUAUGAACUUAUAGUUGUUAUGCAGAUGUUAUUUACUAAUCUACAAUAAAGCCUUAAAUUUAUCUAUUUAAAUUUUAAACACAAGAAUUAUGACAUCUUGAUCUCUUUUUCUAACCCAGCUCUCUCACCACUUUAUCCUUGUGCUCCCCUUUACAGUCUCAGGGAAAUGAAUUAUUCUUACCCACAGGUAAAUUAUAUAUGGAUAUGAGUGAUAUGGAAUAUCAAUACACUUUGAAAUUAUAGAUCUACAUUUUCCAUAACAUGGAAAAUGUCCAUCCAUUCAUUCAUUUGCUGCCGGUGCAGUGGCUGUCCAGUUGGGAUGUAAAGCCCCCCCAGCGUGCUCUGGGUGCGCCCCAGUGCCUCCUCCCAGUGGGACGUGCCUGGAACAGCUCCACAGGGAGGCUCCAGGACACACCACUGCAGGUCCAUCAUCCAUCUUUGGCCUCAGGAACCUGUGUGCCAUCACUUUCAGGCUCAGAUCAAGCAGGCCACUCCCUCCAAUCAUCUCCCUCUAAGUUUUCCCGGCACCGCUGAAUUGAGUGUUGAAGUCUCUGGAAAACUGCACAAGUUGUUCCUUAAAAGCCACGUGGAAAUUCCUUAGAAACUGUAACCGUGUUGAGUCGUUUGGAUAACAGUUAUUCAGUUUUUGCACAUAUUUUUCUGACAAAACUUCCAGAAAGCUUUACAAAGUAUGA
Messenger RNA from Myripristis murdjan (pinecone soldierfish), 2954 nucleotides. It is a transcript of the gene rskra, whose product is annotated as ribosomal protein S6 kinase related a. NCBI's taxonomy places the organism in Eukaryota, Metazoa, Chordata, Actinopteri, Holocentriformes, Holocentridae. Gene Ontology annotation, biological process: protein phosphorylation. Gene Ontology annotation, molecular function: ATP binding; protein serine/threonine kinase activity. The record is from RefSeq and is a predicted model, not a curated record. The transcript is spliced from 12 exons. The coding region runs from base 188 to 1465 and encodes 425 amino acids.